Messenger RNA from Paramecium octaurelia, 2042 nucleotides. The record is from the annotation of a GenBank genome assembly. NCBI's taxonomy places the organism in Eukaryota, Ciliophora, Oligohymenophorea, Peniculida, Parameciidae.
AUGAGUUAUUCCAAUAAGGAGAAUGUUGAUGAUACUUAGAUAUUGAUGGAUCAGGAGGAGGUGCUUGAAUUUGUUAAACAAUUGAAAAUGAUGAACAAACAAUUUAUUACUUAAAUCAAGCAACUGAUUCGAGAGAAAGCAGAGUACAAAUAGUUGAUUUAGGAACUGCAAAGUCAGUUGCAAAGAAAGUGCGAGUAGUUAUAACAGUAAGAGUUGAUAAUCCAGGAGUGCGAACUAUAGGUAGCAUUUGUGUAGGUUAUUGUAGUUAGAGUCAUGCAGGUCGAAUUAUGAAGAACAAGUUAAUCGGUUGGAAGUAGAGUUGAAAUUAAAUCAAAUGGUUUUCUAGGUUGAAUUGAGUCAGCAGAAAUAGGAGAUCGUGGAUCUAAGUGAUAAAUUGAAAAGCACUCAAUAAGGUUACUCAACUACUGUGGCUACUUCAUUUUUAUAAACAUCAUUUAAUUAGAAAUAGGAUAGUUUAUUCAAAGUAUGAGUAGUUGAAUAACUUUAGGAUAGUCAUACAUUAGAGAGUGUAGGUUAAACAGAAGGAGAAUAUAGCAUUAUGUCGAAUAAGAAUAAGGGGUAGAAAAUGAUGUUGAAGAUAAUGUAAGAUCCCAUAACCAACUUGAAGAAGCAAAAGGAAUUAAUUAAAAGAGAAAUCACUUAAUGGUAAGAUGAGUUCCUAAAGAAAGAAGGUCGACCACCUUCUAUUAAUGAUAAGUAAUCGAUCAGUACUAAGUUUUAUCAAUAUACUAUAUUGAAGAAAUAAUUAAAUGAUCGAAGCACUGUCAUAUAGGAUAGUACAGAUUGCAAGAAUGUUAGUGUUUAAUGCAAUUUGAUAGACGCAUCAUAGAUGUGUUAAUUGCAAGAAUAAAUCAAAUAGAAAACUAACGAAAUUAAGAGAAUAAGUUUUUAAUUGGAAGAUUUAAGAGGCAAGGUGAAAGUGUACUGUAGAGUAAGACCCUCGAAUAGUUUAGAUAAAAUAAAAGGUAUUAAUUGCAAGUUAAACUUAGAUUGCGAGGUCUAAUUUAUAGAUGAGUAGCACAUCUCAUUGAAAUAGAAAGUUUUCAAUUUCGACAACUGCUUCAACCAACAAUCUACUCAAAAAGAUGUAUACGAAGAGAUACAGUAAUCACUUCAAGCAAUAUUUCAUGGCUAUAAUUUGUGUAUUUUUGCUUAUGGUCAAACUGGCAGUGGCAAGACAUACACAAUGUUUGGAACAAAAUAACAACCUGGAGUAAUACCCAAUUUAAUAGACGAUAUCUAUGCCUAUAUUAAACGAAACAAUUUAGAUUGUUCAAUUAUAGUGAAUUCUUUGGAGAUAUACAAAGAGAACAUCAUAGAUUUACUAAAUGACUAACAAAGUUCUUUAUCUCUGGAACUUAAGGAGAAUGCAAGUGGGUAAGUGUUUGUUUAAAAUCUUACCAAUAUCAAAGUGCAAAAUAUGUAUGAACUAAUGAAUUUGAUUGAGUUUGCAUCAUCGAAAAGAAGAUAAAGUAUAACUGAGAUGAAUGAUUCCAGUUCAAGAUCUCAUAUGUGCACUCAACUUGUAAUCGAAACCUUUAAUAAAAUGACUUAAUAGGUACGAUAGAAUUUGAUACAUAGAAAUUCACCAGUAGAGUUAACCUGAUUGAUUUGGCUGGCUCAGAAAGGUGUAACAAAUCAAGACUAAAACAAAAUCAAAUGGAGGAAGCUAAGUAUAUUAACAAGAGUCUCUCUGCUCUUAAUGAUGUGAUGAUUGCUCUAUCGACGAAGAGUAGUUUCAUUCCAUACAGGAACAGUAAACUCACUUAUUUGAUGAGGGAAUGCCUAGGAGGAAAUGUAUUGUUUAAUUAUCAUUGUAGUCAAAAACAAUCAUGAUCAUCAAUAUUUCGCCUUCCUUUAUCAACUUAGAUGAAUCUAUGAGUUCCUUGUAAUAUGGGUAAAAAGUUAAAUAAAUAACUAAUUAACCAAUUAAGAAUUUAGAACCAGUGGAACAAGCAAAAAAAUUAUAAAAAGUAUGUAAUUAGCAUGAUGAAAAUACGUAAUUAAGAUAAUAAAAGUGA